CUCCCGUUCACUCGGAUCAGCGAGGAGGACUGUGUGGCUGGAACGGUUACACACACACACACACACACACAGACGAACUCCUUUUUUGUGGACUUUGUUCAAACCAGCGUCUUUGUUGGACACCUCUCUUUUGGAGGUCUUUUCUGCGCUUUGGGUUUUCUCGUGACCGUGAGCGAGGGGCAAACAUGGAGUCAUCUCUCGAGUUUUCCAGCUCCGUGGGCAGCGUGUCCUCCCUGAUGAGUCGCUGUCGGACCUUCAAGGUGCUCGUGAUCGGAGACUCCGCGGUGGGGAAGACCUGCCUCACGCACCGGCUGUGCGCCGCAGAGUUCCCGAGCCGCGCGGAGGCCACCAUCGGGGUGGACUUCCGCGAAAGGCAGCUGGAUAUCCACGGAGAGAAAAUUAAGCUCCAAUUUUGGGACACUGCAGGACAGGAGCGUUUCCGUAAGUCCAUGGUGCAGCACUACUAUCGCAACGUGCACGCCGUGCUCUUCGUGUAUGACGUCACUUGCCCCACCAGCUUCAGCAGCCUGAUGGCCUGGAUAGAAGAGUGCAGGCAGCACUCCCUCGGCCAGGAAAUCCCCAGGUUCCUGGUGGGCAACAAAAGUGACCUCCGUGACCCCAGCAAAACCGACGGCCAGGUGAGCCAGGAGCAGGCGACGAGCUUCUCCAAAGCCCACGGCAUGGUGUGUUUUGAAACGUCCGCCAAGGACCCGCCAAACAAGUGCGGGGGCGGUCGACGCGGCGAUGCGGAGCUUCUCCACCGGCAGGAUAAGGUGGAGGACGUUGUUGUUGCCCUUGGCGCCAGACUGAAGAGACAGAAAGUACAUGUAGCAGCAAACGACUCGAUGUACGGCUCCUUUAAAAUCCUCAACAGGAAGAGGUCAGAGAAAGAGCUGUGGACCUGCUGCUGAGAGACGGGGGACAGUUGACCUGCUGCUGAGAGACACGGGGGACAGUUGACCUGCUGCUGAGACACACGGGGGACAGUUGACCUGCUGCUGAGACACACGGGGGACAGUUGACCUGCUGCUGAGACACACGGGGGACAGUUGACCUGAUGCCGAGACACACGGUGGACAGUUGACCUGAUGCUGAGAGACACACGGUGGACAGUUGACCUGAUGCUGAGAGACACGGGGGACAGUUGACUUAAUGCUGAGAGACACAGGGGACAGUUGACCUGCUGCCGAGACACACGGGGGACAGUUGACCUGCUGCCGAGACACACGAGGGACAGUUGACCUGAUGCCGAGACACACGGUGGACAGUUGACCUGAUGCUGAGAGACACGGGGGACAGUUGACUUAAUGCUGAGAGACACAGGGGACAGUUGACCUGAUGCCGAGACACACGGGGGACAGUUGACCUGCUGCCGAGACACACGAGGGACAGUUGACCUGAUGCCGAGACACACGGUGGACAGUUGACCUGAUGCUGAGAGACACGGGGGACAGUUGACCUGAUGCCGAGACACACGGUGGACAGUUGACCUGAUGCUGAGAGACACGGGGGACAGUUGACUUAAUGCUGAGAGACACAGGGGACAGUUGACCUGAUGCCGAGACACACGGGGGACAGUUGACCUGCUGCCGAGACACACGGGGGACAGUUGACCUGCUGCCGAGACACACGGGGGACAGUUGACCUGCUGCCGAGACACACGAGGGACAGUUGACCUGAUGCUGAGACACACGGUGGACAGUUGACCUGAUGCUGAGAGACACGGGGGACAGUUGACCUGAUGCCGAGACACACGGUGGACAGUUGACCUGAUGCUGAGAGACACGGGGGACAGUUGACUUAAUGCUGAGAGACACGGGGGACAGUUGACCUGAUGCCGAGACACACGGGGGACAGUUGACCUUUUCAGAUGGAACUAUGUGACGUUUUUAGCUAUUGUGAAUGUCCAUGUUGUGAGUGUCCAUGUCAAUAAGAUAAUUAGCAUUCUGUGCAUAACGAUGAUAUUUGACCAUAGACAACAUUACAGAUUUUUUUUUAAAAUUUGAAAUGCA
Pungitius pungitius (ninespine stickleback) is the source of this 2012-nucleotide messenger RNA. RefSeq names its product ras-related protein Rab-33B-like. The record is from RefSeq and is a predicted model, not a curated record. The transcript is spliced from 3 exons. Gene Ontology annotation, biological process: regulation of exocytosis. Gene Ontology annotation, molecular function: GTP binding; GTPase activity. NCBI's taxonomy places the organism in Eukaryota, Metazoa, Chordata, Actinopteri, Perciformes, Gasterosteidae. Bases 186 to 911 code for a protein of 241 amino acids.